Messenger RNA from Myzus persicae (green peach aphid), 737 nucleotides. It is a transcript of the gene mRpL20, whose product is annotated as 39S ribosomal protein L20, mitochondrial. Gene Ontology annotation, molecular function: structural constituent of ribosome; rRNA binding. The coding region runs from base 194 to 643 and encodes 149 amino acids. The transcript has 5 exons. Gene Ontology annotation, cellular component: ribosome. Lineage: Eukaryota; Metazoa; Arthropoda; Insecta; Hemiptera; Aphididae. The record is from RefSeq and is a predicted model, not a curated record. Gene Ontology annotation, biological process: translation; ribosomal large subunit assembly.
ACUAUCUUAAAUCGUGGUAAAAUGUGAUAACUGAUAUUCUUAUCAAGGACUUCGGUACUUUUAUUAAUUUCAUUAAAAAUCAGAAUCUUAAAUCAGUAAAAUCUGCAUUCUGCAUUCUGUAAAUUCGCCUGUUAAUCUACACUGAAAAGUGUAAGGACAAUAAAGGUACUCGUGGAUUUUUUUGUAAUUUACAAUGGUUUUUACAACGGCAAUGAUGAUGGUGAGAAGUAGAGGCCCAGAUGAGUUUUGGAGAAAAAGGAAAAUUUUCAAAAUUGCAGCUCACUUUUCUGGUCGUCGAAGAAAUUGUUAUUCCAUUGCCAUUAAGGCGGUUCACCGUGCACUUCAAUUUGCUACAAUUGGACGGACUGUGCGAAAAAGUGAUAUGAUUGAUUUAUGGAACACGCGCAUUAAAGCUGGGUGUGAAGAACAUGGGGUUGAAAUAAAUAAUUUCAAGGACAGUUUAUCAAAAUGUGACAUUCACUUGAACAAGAAAGUUUUAGCUGAUUUAGCUAUUUGGGAACCUAACUCUUUUAAAGCACUGUCUGAUCUAGCAAAGUCUGUAGCAAUUGAUUAUAACUUACCAGGUACUGAAAAAUACGACAAGCCAUCAAAUGUAGUCACAAGAGGUUUAUUGAAGAAAUAAUUGUAUUUUAUAAUGUUUUUUUUUUUUUUAAUGAAUCAUAAAACCUCAAGACAUUUUGUAGAAACAGAAAUAAAUGUUAUUUGUAAAAACCAAC